GGCUAGGGUCCUUCAUCUCAGACAACAACUUACACUCUAUGGUCGCAUCACCUGAAGCUACUGUUUAUAUUUCUGUUCAUGAAAUCUUUCUCGAAAGAGAGAGAAGAUGAUUAAGGCUAUCUUGAUUUUCAACAACCAUGGAAAACCACGCCUCAUCCGAUUUUAUCAAUACUUCGCUGAAGAUAUGCAACAACAAAUCAUCAGAGAGACUUUUCAUCUGGUGUCUAAGAGGGAUGACAAUGUCUGCAAUUUCUUAGAGGGUGGAAGUUUAAUAGGAGGUUCGGACUACAAGCUGAUUUACAGGCAUUACGCCACUCUUUACUUCGUGUUCUGUGUGGACUCCUCCGAAAGCGAGUUGGGAAUUUUAGAUCUAAUUCAGGUCUUUGUGGAAACCCUGGAUAAAUGCUUUGAGAAUGUCUGUGAACUGGAUCUCAUCUUUCACAUGGACAAGGUCCAUUGCAUCCUACAGGAGGUUGUGAUGGGAGGGAUGGUGCUGGAAACCAACAUGAAUGAGAUUGUGGCCCAGGUGGAGAUGCAGAACAGAAUGGAGAAGUCUGAGGGUGGAUUGUCGGCGGCCCCUGCCCGUGCUGUGUCAGCGGUUAAAAAUAUGAACCUUCCAGAAAUGCCUCGCAACAUCAACAUUGGCGACAUCAACAUUAAAGUCCCUAGCCUCUCCCCAUUCUGAUCAAGAUGCCCGUUUGUAUUUUAAUUUAUGUUACAAUGAAUGUUGAUAAGACAUUGUGAGUGUUUUCCUCUGUAAUGUGUCAAAGGUGAGACUGAGGUAUGGAUUCUUCUUACAUUCGAUCUGUGCGAUACUGUACCAAAUGUUUCCCAUAGGUUUCAUCACUGUUCCAGUUGUGGUCCUUUUCAGUAGGUCAUGCUAAAGCUUGCAAUGUCACAUAUAUUUAUUUAUUGCUUUGUAUAGGGAUACCCUAAGCAUUUCAAACAUUCCAAAACAGAGGAUAAUGGUAAAGGAUUAAGGAAAGGUUGAGGGAAACCUAAAUAUAAUGUGUAGUUUUGAGUCAUUUGAGAACCCACAACAGCUGAAGUUCUUCUUGUAUGCUUUGUAGAUGGCACAUGUCCUCUCAUUAAAACAUAUUUAUCAAAUGUG
Molecule: messenger RNA, 1111 nt
Organism: Clupea harengus (Atlantic herring)
Lineage: Eukaryota; Metazoa; Chordata; Actinopteri; Clupeiformes; Clupeidae
Gene: ap3s2
Product: adaptor related protein complex 3 subunit sigma 2
Biological process (GO): intracellular protein transport; Golgi to vacuole transport
Cellular component (GO): AP-3 adaptor complex; membrane coat
Source: RefSeq, a predicted model, not a curated record